This is a messenger RNA of Opisthorchis viverrini, 3162 nucleotides long. RefSeq lists its product as hypothetical. The transcript has 6 exons. Gene Ontology annotation, molecular function: DNA-binding transcription activator activity, RNA polymerase II-specific; RNA polymerase II cis-regulatory region sequence-specific DNA binding. Lineage: Eukaryota; Metazoa; Platyhelminthes; Trematoda; Opisthorchiida; Opisthorchiidae. The record is from RefSeq and is a predicted model, not a curated record. Gene Ontology annotation, biological process: regulation of transcription by RNA polymerase II; gliogenesis. The coding region runs from base 1 to 3162 and encodes 1053 amino acids. Gene Ontology annotation, cellular component: nucleus.
AUGCUGGGGGUUAUCUCACCACACGUGGACAACAACAAAAAUUCGCCCGGUGGUAUGGCGGCAGCAGCACCAACAGCAGCGUCUACCAGUACAACAUGCUGGAAUUGGGAAAGCACUGGUGUACCAUCAAUUAUCGAUUUCGACCCGCCGUCCCCUAUACCCGCAUACAGGAGUGCCAGCGCUACCUCCAUUUCUGCUGCCACGAUCAGUACUACAGCCAUGGAACCCGCAUCUCCAGUUUUCGACAUAGCUAACCGAAGCCCGCUGAACCAGGUGCGGGUAUACAAUUUCCCCAAUACGACUGCUUCACCGGGCCUACUGGUGGACUGUCUCACGUUACAUACCACUUCGAAUCGCUCAUCGAAUUUGAGCACAUCAUCCGAGUAUACUACGCUCGAUUCGGAUUCCACUCCGGUGUAUUAUGCAACUCUUUCCUCCCCGGUCGCCUAUUAUAACGGCCUGAGUUCCUCCAACCAUGGUGCACCACUAUCCCUUCCAGAACUGGUUCAAAAAGCCGGCCAGUCCACACAUGAUGUGUCGGCCGAAACCCUCAGUAACCCUUCGAUCCUGGAAAGCACUUGCACCAUAUUGCCGCCACUCGUCACGCCCUACGAGGCGACGAGGACUGGCAGGCACCAACCAAAUCGCGGGACAACUUUUGCUGAAGGACCCGUACUCCCAAAUGGGUUGAAGGAAUGCGGUGCCCCUUCACAUCACUGGGAUAUCAAAGAUGUGAAGCUGCCACGCCUUAGUCUAAAUUCGCGGAACCAAGUCAAGUCACGUGGAGAAAAACCUUAUGCAUCUGAAAAGGAAUUUUCAGCCGUUGCGAAGAUGAUGCGAGCUCUUUUGACGUUACCUGAAUUACCAAAUGUAGUUCCAACAUUUGAUCCGUACGAGUUGUGGCCAACCGGCCACUGCCGACGCAUCUAUUCACAGGCUUGCGAACGAGCACGUCGACACCAGAGUGGUUGGGCAAUGCGCAAUACAAACAAUCACAAUCCGCAAGUGCUGAAGAAAUCAUGCCUAGGCGUUCUCGAAUGCUCGGCCGGUUGUCUGGUUCACGGAAAGCCUCUCAGUCUACGGCCGGCCAUUUGUGAUAAGGCCAGGAAAAAACAAAUCAACCGUAUGUGCAUCACUCCGGGGUGUUCGGGUCGCUUGGUGCUGCGCAACUGUCGAGGCCAUAGUGGAUAUCCGGUGACGCAUUUCUGGCGAUUUGCCAACGGUGCGGUGUACUUCGAAGCCAAAGGUGAACACGAUCACAACCGUCCCUCUUUGAAAACCUUUGGUCUUUCAGAAUCCUACUCUUCGUUCGAUGUUGAUCUGACCACGUUCGGACGUUCUCCGGUAUCAAAGCGGUCUGGUUUAACAAACACUAAUCCUGGUGCGAGUUCACCAUUGACAGAUAACAGCAAGAUUGAAUCCGACGGUCUCCUGGAGGAAGAAGAAACCACCGAUGGAAUGGCGUUUUCAAUGCCAAGCCCAUUUGAACGUUUGAAGGGAAAGUGCAAGAAAGAUGUGCUCAUUGAUCCUAGUCCAUGGGUGAACAAUUCAUCGAAACAGGCUACAUCUUUGAAUAGGCUCUGCAGAGAUAAAAAGAACAAGGUGGAGCCCUUACCUACCAUACUAUUUGGCCAACCUUCCAGCUUGAACGAAGGAAUUUCUAAACGUUCGAAAAAAAAUCGCUGUCGUAAACCCUCAUUUGAGUCCAGUCGACCAGUCAAAUCAGACUCAGCGUUGCGUCAGGUCCCAAAGUGGUUCGCAGAACAUUCAAAGAGUUACCUUCAGAAACACGAGCCAUAUACUUAUUCGAAUUUGGACCUAUCAGGCAGUUUGAGCACAUCCACUGAACUUGGUUUAUCAUCAACUUCUUGCCAAAUCGAACAAUCAAACCAAUGGACAAUGCCUCCAGUACAUUUGCCAGUCUAUCCCGAAGGAGCUACAAAUAGCUCGGAGGCAAACCAAACCGCAUUCAUGCUACCAAACCAUUGUGCACCAUUUAAUGAAACGAUGAUGAUAUCUCCUUCAGCAUACGGGUCACCUUUCGUCAUGGACAUUCCAACCGGUCCGCCUAACAUUUGCUCUUCGCCAUUCUCCUCCCACUCAUCUAGGUGGUCAUCUUCCACCUCGUCAUUGUCCAUAUCUUCAAGUCGAACACACCACACCCCGACAAAUCUGUGUGCAUUCGGGAACGGCACCGUUCUAUCUCAAAUAAACGGAUUCCCCGGUUAUCCAGAUAUCAGUACAGAGGCUGUGGGCGGCGCAGUCUCUUCCUACAUCUCUGAUUCGGGGGCUAUGGAAACCUACGAACAAAAUGCAGGAAUGAUGGAUAUGAUUCAAUCAGAAAUGUCCUACCCUAGUGGGCGGAAUUAUGCAACGACCGUGGUGCAUCAUUCACACGCAACCUCGGAAAACUCGUUGUGGCCUGAUCCGAGUGAGAAUAAUUUUUCCAUCCAUUUUCCGGUUAAUGAAUUUCGGGAAGCUCGUAUGCACCAUGACGAAGUGCCCGGGUUCGUAGGGUACUCUGCGUCACAUGUGCAGUGCGAACAGCUCAAUACGUUAUGGAUUCCACCAGAUUCUUUCGAAAUUCAGGCUGAUCAUUCCCAUGGUUAUAACAUUUCGAAUCCUACGGAAACUUAUGAACCACUGCCUAACCCGCAGCAUAGCGCACAUGUAGCCAACGAGCAAUCACACUCCACUUUGUUCCAGUUGACGAAAAGCCAAACAUAUCAGGUCUGUCUCGACGAAACCCAUUCUUCUGAAACUGCACAAAACACGUCUGAUAUGAUUAGGAGAUCGGAAACUUCCGCGUCCUCACAAUCUAUUUCCUCAUCCAUUACUGGCGACGGACAGUUGUUCCCGCCAAUUCAUGUGACCAAUCAGGAAAGUGCUCCCUUGGAUCCAGUUGGUGAUUGGGACACAUACCCAACCACGUGGAUAACCCACCCAACCCUUCCCCCAAUUGCAGCAGCAGCUGCACAGUGUUCCAUAAACAACCAAUUGGAUGAGUUACCAAACCCUCCACUACUAACUCCUAUGACUCAACAUGUCGAUUUUGACAAAACACUUACCACAAUGAGUUCAAAUCCAACUAACUGGGUGUCUGAGAAAGAGAUAUCCGAAUGUACAGAUACCUGUAUAUAUGAAUCCUUCAAUUCCUACUAA